Molecule: messenger RNA, 6200 nt
Organism: Triplophysa dalaica
Lineage: Eukaryota; Metazoa; Chordata; Actinopteri; Cypriniformes; Nemacheilidae
Exons: 9
Coding region: 403-5682 (1759 amino acids)
Molecular function (GO): protein binding
Source: RefSeq, a predicted model, not a curated record
GCGCGCACUCUUAAAGCGGCUGUGUUUCUGUGAUUCUCUCUCAAUGUCGCUGUGUUUCUUUCAUCUUAUUAAACGCGUUUUGAUCCUCGUUGGUUUUGAGUUACAUGGAUAUUUUUAUUUCCCCAGCGCUUCGGAUUUAAAUGGUUUAUUUGUGGGAUUUUUUUUUGGAACUAUGAGCUUUAGAAGUCUGCGAGAGGGAGACCGGAGGCUGCCCAUCUCAGGCGACCUGUCCCGGGUGUGAGAGUGAACUCGAGGCCGCCGGCGCUGCGGCCUAGUGCGGCUGGUUUCAUGGUUCUUACAACAGCACAGCAGAGCGCACCGGUAAUUGUCCAUCAGGAACAGCUAUGACGUCAUGUGACGACAGAAUGACAUUGAUUGACAGAUGAUGCUGGAGGUGCAGGUAUGCGAGGCCCUCAGCAUGACAGUCAGAGAAUGAAGAGUGGACACACAUGUGAAUCCGUGUCACACGCUGCCUUUGACAUGAACCUGAACCACCGUUUGACCUUGACCUCCUGCAUGUUUAAACCCCAGUCCGAAUGUCUGGAGGUGUCGGAGCGACUGUGUAACGGUUUGUCUGACCAAUCUGGGUUGGAGAAUUUCAAGUUACACUGUAAAACAAGCGAAGUGGAUCCUGACAGGGUCACGGUGACCCUCGAAGACGACAGCAGGUCUUUAGGGUCCAGCACUGUUGAAGAUGAAGAUCGUCUCGCGCCUGAAAUCCAACAGGCCUACAGAAUCUUUCAAAGCUUCCUUUCAGAAAAGCACAAAGCUACGACGGCCCCGUUUUGGCAUCUCGUCGGCCCCGGAUCGCACAGGGAUCAGGCCCCUGAUGGUGAGAUGUGUUUCAGAAAGAUGGAGGAAAAGUUUGUGAAAGGAGAGUAUGAAUCCAUCACAGCGUUUGUGGCUGACUUCAGACUGAUGUUAGAGAACUGUUACCGCUCUCAUGGAGUCCAUCACUGGAAGUCCAAACAGGCCCAGAAACUCGAGGUGAUUCUAGAGCAGAAACUCACUCUGCUGUCCAGAACACUGAGAGAGAAAACCACACUGGCCGUGACAUCCAGAGGACGCUUUGGCACAGAAGAUGAAAAAGCCCCAGCAGGCUCAUCGUCCAGACGGCGCUCCGUCCCACGAAACCUCGCGGCCAUUACUGUGGGCGGCAGUGAGUCCAUUCUGGUUCAAGCAUUGAGACUCGAAGAACUGCAGCGAGCCAAAGAAGAGAAACGGCGGCGAGAGCUGGAGAGGAAAGAGUCAGAGGAGGUGUCAACUCAAGAGCUGGAGGAUUGGGAGCGUUCAUUACUGUCUCUGGCAGAACCGUGGUCAGUCCACAGCACGUGGGAGCUGCCGGCCAUCGGUCACUUCUUGUGUUUGGCUCAGACGGCUCUGAACCUUCCUGAGAUUGUUUUCUACGAGCUAGAGCGCUGCCUCCUGAUGCCUCGCUCAAGUUCCUUCCUCUCCAAGGUCAUGACCUCUUUGCUCAGCCCUCCACACAAAAGAUCGACCCUCCAGCGUCGCCCGGCGCUACCGUACAGGAAGUGGGAGGCGGAGCUUCGGCGGAGAGUUCAGGGCUGGUAUCAGUCGGUGGGCAGGGCUGAAGAGCAGGUCGCGCGAGCCGAACACCUCGGUCUGUGCCAUCAGUUCUUCUGGGCCGUCGGGGAGAGGAAUCCGCUGGAGGAGACGCCGUUCCACCUGCUUUCGUUUAACCGGCGCGUUUGGCUUCUCAAGGGACUCUGUGAUCACGUGUACGAAACGCAGAAAGACGUCCAGGACGCUGUUCUCGGGCAGCCCAUUCACGAGUGCAGAGAGUCCGUCCUGGGCUACGACGGUCAUGAGAACGCCUACAUUCACUUUCCACACUUCUGCGGCGCAGACUUGAGGAUCUACUGCCAGACUCCCUGUCUCCCAAUGGAGUUUCCUCUUCCGUCGUUCCACGUCAAGAGGUCUGAGGAGGAGCCGAGGUCCCAGGGGUCAGAGGUCAAGGUGAAUGAGCUUCAAUCUGAAGAUGGUGUGAAGGUGGAGAUCGACAGCGUAGAGGUGAAAGAAGAGGAAGUGAGACGCUCCUCCAGCAUCUGUUCCCAGCACACACAAGAUUCUGGUGGCGUUCCGCAGGUAGAAGAUUUAAAAGACGUGAACGAGUCGUCAGACAGUGAGAUGCGCUUCAGAGUAGGAGACGGCUGUUAUGAAGGCAAAUCUCCAGCUCUGACCUCACGCCAGCACCUUCAGGACAAACCUCCCUGCACUGAAUGUUCUGAAGCAUCGACUCGCCGCUGUUCUCACUGUAACCACAGCCGGCCUGAAAUCAACCGGCGCAAACGAGACCAUUCCACGGAUGAGACGGCGGAGACAAGGCGUGCGAAGAGAAAGAAGAAGAGCAAGCUCAACAUGAGGAAGACCAACACGAGAAAACAGGAGAAUGAGAGAAUGAAGAAACGGGUGCAGAGAGCGGCCAACAGAACCAAAAAACACAAACUGAGGAAAGUGUUUGACAGUAAGACUAUGAAGAGAAGAACAGGAUCAUCACUGCUGCCCCUGGAACCAUCAUUACAGUUGGUGUGCUCCAGUCUGGAUGAUCUCAGACGUCUCAUCAGUCGAACUGAAGAUGAACUAGAUGAGUUUAACAGCACCAAAAAGAGAUCUGGAAGAUGGCCACACAAGAGAUCCACUGUGAAGGAGUUACACAUCACACUUAUAAGGCUGCUGAAUGAGCUGUUGCCAUGGGAACCCAAACUGGUCAAGGCCUUUCAGAAGAACAGAGUGCGUUUGAAAAAGGAGUGUGACGAUUUCAAAAAACACCCUGAAUAUGAGAACUUCAUCAGAGAGGAGAUGGAUACGGCAGACGCUGAAGAGGAUUCUUUGUGCGCACACACAACAGGAGAAGUCACCGCACUGAAUGAAGAUCCUGAGGCCGAAGCGCACGUAAACCAUCUUGUAAAUCACAAAUCAAGAUGGACAGAUCGCAGGCCUGAUGUCAUCAUGUCAGCUCAUGAGACGGGACCCUUCACACGUGCUUCAAAACGCCGUCACGGUUUACUGAAUGAAGAUCUGAACGCAUUGGAGAAAAGACAAACAGACUCCCAGAGUUCCUCGAGUCCCAGUGUGGAGACCAGCGAUCACACGACAAACAUACAACCAUCAGAAAGAUGUUCAGUCUUAUCUGUCCCGAGUUUUCAGGGGACUCACAAACCCAUUCAGGCGCUGCUGGCCAGGAGUGUGGGAAACAAAGUGACCUUAAUAAAUCAUCCCAGCGCUGCUCUAAUGGCUCAGAGAGCUCGAGAGGAGAACACGACAUCAGCACCUGUGACACCUGUCCAGCCGUCAGCCACCUGCUCACUGGCAUCCCGCUCUCAUCCCGUCACCACGGUAACAUCACAGAGCACUGGUCCGCUGGUGUAUAAGACCGCAGGAGGUGUGGGGCUUCUUCAGCAAGGCGGCGCUUCUGUGAUCUUGUCAACAUCACAUCACAGACCGGAGGAUAAACAGGUUGUUAUUUUACCUUCAAAUCUGUUAAGUCAGAGCACUGAGAGACACAACGCUACAGCAGGGUUUACUGUACGUGAAAACAAGGUUCCUGUCCAGCAGGUAGCGCCACUGAAAGACACCGGUGACAACCCAACACCAGUUUCACCUAUUUUAAGAGCGUUUCCCACAACCGCUGGGCAUACAAACACCACUGAACCAAAACAAGAGCUGAGGACUGUGUGCAUCAGAGACUCGCAGUCGAUUCUCGUCACGACCCGAGGAGGAAACACAGGAGUGGUGAAAGUGCAGACAUCAGAGAAGAACAGAAGCGCCACUUUACCGCACAGCUCUUUUACCAUCUCUCCACAACUUCAAGCCUUUCUCGUGUCGAAAACUUCCACGUCUGUUCCUGACUCCCCGAGCGCUACAUCUUCACCCCCCGUCAAGAAUUUCAGUUGGUUCAACUCAUCUAGUGUCAGGACGGAAACCUCCUCUGUCACCUGCAGCGAUUCAUCUUCAGGAAGAAGAUUAAUGACGAGUAACGUGCAGACUUCCGUCUCCAAAUGCGUCGGGAAUCCCCCGCAGGAGAUGCCAUCAGAUCAGUCCUCACUCCAGAAGAUGUUUCUGCUCGACCCGUCAUCCAACAUCACCUCGUCUUCCGCAGCGGGUGUGACGCCGGGGUCAAGGGUCAUGUUUGUUAAUCACCCAUCCGUCGCUAACAACUCCACACUUUCUGUUCCAAAAGGUGUGUCCAACGUUUCCCCGCCCGCGCUCAACGCCUUGAAGAUGAUUCCCAAUCUGAAGACGAGUAUUGGAAGCAGCGCUGCCGGUCCGGUGAUGAACAUCCAGAGCAUCUGUUUUCCAGGAUUGAACUCAAGGAUGUUGAGCGCACGCAAGACCGAAGUCUCCACUAAAACCACACCUGUCACGUCAAUGGCAGCUGAUAAAAGUCACGAGUCAGGAAGCGGUGAUGGCGUUCACAAGAUGGCUGCUUCUGCUGAUGGAAAGACCUUUACGUUUUCAACCCUGGGCACGGGUCACAUGGCGUCCUCUGAGCUGUUGUGUGUUGUGAAGGACCCGUCCACAUCACCCGUGCUCAACGUUCUGAAUAAUAAAUCAGGUUUCGGCUCAGAUUCACUUUCCUCUUUUUCCGGAAGUUUGAUGAGCAAACACACUACUAAACUACACGUGAUGUCACCCCCCUCAUCUGUUCCCCACACAACACCUGUGACAUCCCAUCUUACUUCGGUGCAAACAGGAAGUAGUUCUACGUCAUGUCCUUCUGUCACGAGCUCCGGGGUGAGAAGCGUGCAGGAGAAAAUUGUGAUCAACACCAGCGCACCGCUGGCUCCCGGAACUCAACUACUCAUCAACAACACCAGGUUUCUGGUUCCUCCUCGAGGUCUUGCUGCUGGCACUCAUGUUCUGCUCAUCUCCAGCUCGUGUCCUGGCGGCAGUCUCAGGUCUGUUACUCCCAGAGGUUCGAACGCUUCAGGUCCAUCGGUCCUUCAGGGUACAAAAGUGUCGUCGCAGGUCAGACUUCCAUCACCCACCACAUCUUCAGAUGGAGUCUGUCAGCAGUCGAGUCUUUCUAAUACUCUUCCUGCUGGUGUGUCAUCAGAACCCAGCUUGGCGAGCGUUGUGAGACUUCCUGUGUUUCAGACCUCAGAUCUCACACUUCAUCCGUCGCCGAGCGCAAGCGGCGCUUCCACGUCUGUCGUCUGUUCUCAUUCGCAGGGACGUUUAUUGAGCACAACGUCUGCAGUUCUACAGUCACCUGUGAUUUCCCAGAAUGCACCAGUGAUGACCAGAGCACCCAUGAGGGGCACUAUAACAAGAAUGCAGAAUCUUCCUGUUGCGACGGUUCCACCGAUCGGCUGUCAGGUCACCCCUGUCGCCACCGUUCCUCCAUCCGUGGACUCUGUUAUAAUGACACUCCGUCAGCCAAUCAGAGCGCUUCAACCUGGAACUUUCGGAAAACCUGUUGUUUCACCCCAACUAACACAAAUUCAAAGCACAUCCGCUCUACACAUGACCAGCGGCACCUUCAGCAAACUUCUGUUGAGUCCAGACGGAGCGGUUCUCAAUGUAAUCCAAACAUCAUCUGACACACACGUUACAAGAGAAGGAACGACGGCUCAAGUCAAUCAUCCAAUCACAAGAGUUACUGUAGCUGAUGAUCCACUGAGAUCCCAAACACAGAAUCCUGAGAGACUUGAUCACUGAAGAGUGUGUUCUGUGCUUUCUGCCGUCACAAGACGGAAUAACAUUUCACUGUUUUCAAAACACACGUAUAGUCUCUGUUAUGUUUGGAGUUGUGUUUUCAUGAAGUGUAGACAUUUCAACAGGCCAGUAAUGUGUUUGUGUGCCUGGUGUUUUUUGUACUCCAUUUGUAUUCAAGAGUUUGAAUGUUGUGUAGCAGUUUUCAUCAAACAAUUUGUAUUAUUGUUUUUGUUUCAGAGUCGUUCUUUAAUACAAGCGUGUUGUGUUCAGACACGCUCGGGUUGAGUAUUAUCACAUUUGAUCUGAAAACUGUUUGGUUUUGUGUUUGUAUGAAAACAUGACAAUAAACAUGACAUAUUUAUGAUUGAAGAAAAAGCAUUCAACGUUGAUUUAACAUUCUUACAGAUUUUAGAAAUUGUUACAUUUUAAAACGGACUCAGACUGAAAAGAAACACUGUUGUGUAGUGCUGUGAUGUCUUUAUUCUGAUGCAAUAAACCGUUUAUACAACAGUGAAACUGCA